This is a messenger RNA of Microthlaspi erraticum, 2025 nucleotides long. The record is from the annotation of a GenBank genome assembly. Lineage: Eukaryota; Viridiplantae; Streptophyta; Magnoliopsida; Brassicales; Brassicaceae.
AUGGAGGGAAAUAGGUUUGGAUCUCCUGAGAGAAGCAAGAUGCAAACUUCUCAAUCGCAGCCGCGACGGACAUUGUCGGUGCCGGAGGGGCAUGCAAAGUUUCGCAUUCUCUGCUUCGUGAAUCAGGUCGGCGAUGUGAUCGGAAAACGCGGAAGCGUGAUUAAAGAGAUUAUGAAGUCAACGGAAUCAAAGAUUCGGGUCGAGGAAGGUCGUAUCGGUUCUCCGGAACAGGUCAUCACGAUUAUCGCACACGCAGAUUCGACGUCUUGGGUAAAAUUAGUCGCUAACAACGCCGGCAAAUGGAAGAAGGAGGAGCAGGAAGUAGAAGACGUCGAGGUCUCCAAUGCACAAGCCGCGUUGAUUAGGGUUUUCGAAGUUUUGAAAGACAGGUUUUGGAGCGGUGAGGCCUCGUGUAGGCUGUUGAUUGAAGAUAGCUAUGCGGGUGUUAUGAAAGGCCACGCUGGAAAAAUGCUGAAGAGGAAUUGUCAAGAAAUUGGCUGCAAGGCUAAAAUCGUCGCAGAUAAUUUGCCAAUCUGCGCAGAUCCUGAUGACGUAAUGAUGGAGAUCAAAGGAAAUGUUAUGGCAGUGAAGAAAGCUUUAGUAUCCGUAUCCAGCGACCUGCAAUCUUGGCAGAAGAGUUGUGUGGAAACGAUUGACAGAGAUCUUUCAAGGCCUAUGGAAACCAAUUCUCACGACUACAGACUGAGAAAAGAUGACGUGUUAUCUCAUCGAACUUCACUUGGGUCUAGUAACAGGAAGACUGAGGCGGUUCCUCAUCCAACUUUUGAUGUUUUCCGGGGAGAUGUUAGAGAAGUGGAUCCUCGUGGUUCCUUGCAUAGACAGUUUGAGAUGGGUCAAGAAGAUAGGAGUUUUGAGUCAUUUCCACGAAAUGCUUAUGAAAGGCGCACUUGUGCACUAGAGACUGCCUCUGCUUCAAAGAAUCACCCUCGCUCAGAAUAUGAAGAUGAUUAUCGAAUGUUGUUACCACCAGGUAUUUAUCAAGAUGACUUGGUUCUCAAGAUACUCUGUCCAAGGGAGAGUGUUGGUGGUAUUAAUGGGGAGGGUUGUGCCGAUAUCCAGACGCUUCGAGGUAGGACAGAUGCCUCCAUACAAGUGGGAGAUACAGUUGCUGACUGUGAUGAAUGCUUGAUUACAUUUCAGUCAAAGAUCCCUGAAGAGAGAAGGUCCCCAGCUCAAAUAGCUCUUGACGUUGUCUUCGCUAGACUAUUUGAGAUUUCUACUGGAACAAGCGUGUUCAGUGGCUCAAGGUCAUCUACCACUGCACGGCUUGUGGUCUCCACAAAACAGAUUGGAUUUUUGCUGCGAGAAGGGGCCUUUGCUUCUACAUGUCCUUGUGUAGUACUAAUACUGGAUGUUGCGCAGAACCCAAAAUGUAUCUCAGCGAAAGAUCAAGUUGUGCAGAUUUCAGGAGAGCUUUCAGAUGUGCAACGUGCUAUUAAACAUGUCACAGGCAUGCUAAGAUACCAAAUUGUCCGCAAUUCCAGACUUACUGAUCAAAGACCAGAAGAUCCAUCUCUCAGUAGGUUCAGUCACGUUCCGAUGGAAGCCGAUGAUAUCUUGCGUUACUUUGAAGCUCGAUCUCAUAACUCCACGCCUGCUUAUGCGGAUUCAUAUACAAGACCAGAAGAUCCUUUUCCCAGUAGCUUCAGUGACACUCGUGGAUAUUCUGGUUGGCCGUCUACUAUGAAUGCCCAUGAUAGCUCGACACAUGGUGCUCCAAGAGGUGCUUAUGAUGGGAGUGGAGGAUUAUCUUCUAGAAUGGCUGACCCUGGACUUGGCAGCGGACUCGUUGUGGAAAUUAGAGUUCCAGAGACUGCUGUGAGGCAUCUGUGUAGAGAGGAGGAGGAUAGUGGUUCUGAUUGUCUACGGUGUAUGAGACAGGAUUCGGGGGCGAGAGUCAUAGUCCGUGAACCUCAUCUAGGAAUCAUUGCCAUAUCUGGGACACGUGAUCAAAUCCAGAAAGCUCUAAUAACUCUUGCUGAGUUUAUCCGCGUGUAUUGCUGA